This is a messenger RNA of Lethenteron reissneri (Far Eastern brook lamprey), 2741 nucleotides long. RefSeq lists its product as uncharacterized. Gene Ontology annotation, biological process: immune response. Gene Ontology annotation, cellular component: membrane. The record is from RefSeq and is a predicted model, not a curated record. Gene Ontology annotation, molecular function: tumor necrosis factor receptor binding. Lineage: Eukaryota; Metazoa; Chordata; Hyperoartia; Petromyzontiformes; Petromyzontidae.
ACGUGGAUCGGUGGCAUCGCGGGAGGAUAAGAGUGCCUUCCUUGAUCCAACAGUGGAUAGAUCGUGUUCGUGUCCAGAGAUCGAGGUGGCCGAGGGCUCAUUUAGCAGAGUUGGCUUCGUAAUAAAAAAUAUUGUCUGAAAAAUAUAUAUAUAUGCACAGGAAAUCUAUUUCAAUCCAAAAUAUGCUGUCUCCAUAGCGAUGAAUGUGCGUGCAAAAUAUACACUGAUCAACAUUGGAAAUUUGACAGCGUGGGAAGUGGGGCUGAAAGCCCCCCCCUCCCCCCCGUAGAUUCCAGCCGAUGUUUUGUAGUGAGCAUCGGGACGACGACGGCGAGAGAGAGAGAGAGCGUUGAUGAGUUCCUGCGAGAGGCUGGCGAGGGGGGCCUUUGCGGGUCUCAAGCUCCCUGAGAGAGGUCACGACACGUGUGCAGAUUGCCGAGGGGAUGCUGGCGAGUGGGGGGCCGAGUUUUGGCAGGAGUCGCGGUGUCCCGGGGCUGACGCUGCUGCCGCUGCUGCUGCCGCUGCUUCUGGCGCUCAUCACCCGCCCGGACGUGGUCGCCUCGGUGCGGACUGGCGCCGCCGCCGUCGACGAUGGGUGCACUCGCAACGGCGUGGUGGCUGUGCACCUGGUGCCCCAGGACACGGACCCGGCAGUAAAUCCAGGUCCCGACAGGCUGUUCCGGUGGAGAUGCACGGUCGACAGGGAGGCGGAAGCCCCUUGCCGGAUUGAGUUGGUCAACAACAGCAAGAUGAGGAUCAUCUGCCCUGGGAUGUACUUCGUGUACAGCCAGAUCGCUUACAAGACGAACAGGUCGGUGGCGAUGAUCGGUCACAGCACCGUGAAGUUCAAGCGGCACUUCAGCAGCGUCCGCGGGGAAGUCCGCAAGGCGAGUGUGCUCAUGGCGAGCACCCUCGUCAGGAGCUCCGGCGCGGGCUGCCAGGUGGAGGGGUCUCCGUGUGGCUGCUUCGAGACCAGCUACCACGGGGGGGUCUUCUUCUUAGCCAAGGAUGAGGAGGUGGCUGUGAGGCCGUUCGACGCCUACAUGAACACCGCGGACUUCUGCCUGGGACACAACGAGCGUUCUUCAUUGCAAGGCCCGCGAGUCACUGGCGGCCCCCUGGUGGCCUUGAGUGCGGCCCCUGACGUCAGCCCCCCGACAAGACACAGCGAGUGAGAACACCCCCCACCAUCAGCGUGCUGUCAGAAACCCAACAAUGGUUUCAAAUGAGUGGCGGGCCUGACACUGAUGAUGUCUUACCGGCGAAAGUGUCCCCCCCCCCCCCCCCCCACUGAACAUGAGUGAAGAGCACUGCUCUAUAGUACCGUGAGACACGGCCUUAAAGGAGGCCGUCUCUGGUGUUGGCCAAUCAAAAUCAGCCUCAAGCGCAAUACGGCACGGACAUUAGCCCGCAUCUCCGAUUCGCACGGUUGGACUACAUUUUAAACCUACGUGAAAGCAUGUUUGUUUGCAUGUUUUACCACAAGUGUGUGUGCUUAAUGCAGACUUGAUGCCUUCUAAAGGUGCCUAUUUGGUGUUUUAACAUCUUAGCACCACCUCGCGGUGGCUGGGAGAUGUUAACUCCCUCUCCCGAUAUACAGGAGGCCAUGGGUUCGAUCACGACCCUGACGCCUGCUGCAUAUUUGGAGUUUGUGCGUUCUCCCCGUGGUCAUCCGGUUUUCCCUCCACAUUUAGUAACAUUCGUCUCGAGUAUUUGGCUGAUAUAAAUUUCCACUUGAUAAAAAGCCACUUCGUUGAGCUGUCGUUGGUGGCCAGGUCGCUUCUGAAAAGUAGCUACAUAGCUCAGUGCGACUUACCUGGUAAAAUAAAAAAAAAUAGUUGUAAAGUUUAAUAUUUUUCUCAUCUUCCCGAGUUAUUUAAAUUCCUGGAGUUUCUCAGUUAUGUAACAGUAGUACUGGAGUAGCAGUAGUGCUGUUACAUAACUGACCACUCUCACAGUGACCACCACAUUGCUGGUGGUGUCAAACACUUUGGCUUUAUCCCUGAUAAGACGCUUGGGAAAGGAAGAUGCACUCCAGGCUUUGUGCCCAGUGUUAAUAAACAUUUUGCAAAUACAAAGACAACGAUCCCCCGUAUAGCCUUAACAGACUGUUGGGGCAAGUGCUGUUAGCGAGUAGCACCUACGAAGGGUGGCAUCCCACCCUAAUGAGGGGGUGCGGUGGUCAACACCACGCCCGGCCGCCUUUGUCUUCCCAGUGGUGAUUUUUAUUUUUUUUACACAUCGCACUACGUACUCAUUUGAGGCCGAGACGACCUCGGGGAGGCCCAUGACCGGUUCAGAUAAUCGUCACCGUAGCGGGAUGUGGCACAUUAGGAAUGGACCACUCCUUUAAUUAUGUCCUUGUGCAGCAGCAAGGGAGUAAAGUGUGGUUCUGUGAUGUGCUGCGCAGUGCAUCAAUGCAUGUUGUGUCCAGCAGCAUGUGAUGACUGAGUUAGGCCUGUAGGUGGCUGGCAGGGUUAUUGAAUAACCGCACUAGUACACCAGUCACGUGGUUAAUGGCGACUCGGUUGAAGAAUUGCUGUGUGUGAGACACGUGCUGUUGCAUCUUACAGAUUGACCACAAUAAAUGUGUUUGCCCUCGAUUUGGAGCACCUGCCCACGUCCUUCAUUUCGAGUGUGCCAACAGGGAUAUCGAACUCGGGUCAACGCGUUCGCACACCGCGUCAACCCACACGGCUGACUCCGUAAUCUUGUACAGGGACAUUGAGUUUCCAGGUCCG